AUGUUAGAAAAAUCGGCACUAAUAAAGAAAAAUAAAGAAAAAAACUUUUCUUUUACUUUCACUUUCAACUUUAUUUCAUUUCCUUCUCAACAGACAAACAUAUUUUCACUGAUCAGAUCACGUUUAAACGGCAGUUCUUUGAAGCUAGAAAAGAAUUCAUUUCCCUUUUCCUUUUUCCUUCCCCGACUGGCAAACAUUCUUUCACUGAUCAGUUCAAAUUUGAACGGCAUUUCCUUGAAGCUAGAAAAGCAUUCAUUUCCCCUUUCCUUUUUCCUUCCCCCCGACUGGCAAACAUUCUUUCACUGAUCAGUUCAAAUUUGAACGGCAUUUCCUUGAAGCUAGAAAAGCAUUCAUUUCCCCUUUCCUUUUUCCCUUCGCCGACUGGCACAUUCUU
Meloidogyne enterolobii is the source of this 394-nucleotide messenger RNA. NCBI's taxonomy places the organism in Eukaryota, Metazoa, Nematoda, Chromadorea, Rhabditida, Meloidogynidae. The record is from the annotation of a GenBank genome assembly.